AAAAACGGAAUUAUUAGAUAUUUUGAUCCUAUUCGAUUAAAAAUUACAAUUUCCUUGAUGAGAAAUAUUUACAUGAGAGUUUUAGAUAUCAGUUAAAUAUAAAAGUAUAUCAGAGCUGUAAGGAUUUAGGUCAUUUGGUGACUUAUGUCAGUAUAGUGAAACUCAGUUAAAACUCUUUACAUUCUUUACAGUCAUUCUUAAAUGCUCUUAAAUUUCUUAUGUCAAAUCAAAUUGAUUCAAGUUAAAAGACUACAUUCAAAUGCCAGUUAGACCGAUUUAAAAUUAGACAAAUUCAACAUUGACUUUUAAUUUUUCUUAAAUACUUUUUGAUUUGACGUUUCAACCAGUGGUGACUUUUAAAAAUAUUUAAAACUUUUAUUUUAAACGUCAAAGUCAUGACUUAAUAGCAGUUACUAAAAGACUAAAAUCUUGACAGCUCUGACGUAUAAUAAUGCAUGUAUGUUUAUAAUAGUUUAUGUCAUUUAUGCGAGACAAAAUAAUGUGUAGAUAGAUAGAGACUAGGUACCAAAUAUAUUUUGUUUUUGUAUAGAAAAAAGAUAGUGAAAUGUGAAAAACUUUUUACACAUAAUUUACAAUUAUUGUAUUUGUUUUGCUUUAUUUUAAGUUAUCUAAGUUAUUUUGAGUAAAUUCUAAAAAUCAUUCCAUUUUGUUCGCCGUCAAGUUAAUAUAUAUUUUUUUUCUUAUGGUGAGUUUAGUUCACUUUUUCGCUAGUGAACUCACCUCAAAUUCCUAUUAGUGAUGAAGUACACCCUAUAUGUCAUUCUGCAUGCACCUUAAGUACAUAUCACAAAAGCUUUAAUAAAAAGCUCCACUUGACACAUCAUAACAGCUGAUUGAUUAAUAAACGUCAUCAUAUAAAGCCUCACCAUGGGGUGGUGUAAACAAAAAAUUUACUUCCGCUUCUAUAACCGCAAGAGCCAAAAAUAAAAAAAACAAAUAAACACAAGUGGAGUGGACCACUGACAGCAUCCCACGAGCUUUGCCCUUGAAGCAGAACAACAACAUAAAGCAUUUAAGGGUGACAGGUCAGGCCUUCUUAUCUUCGUUUACUCAAAAAUAAAAAAAAUUAUUACGAAAAAAUAACAACAAAUUAUGAACUUAGUGGCUAUCAUCGUCACACUGUUGUGAAGAGUGAUAACGACAGUAUAUACUUGAGAUUGAAGAUGUCAAGGGUGCUACGUAGUGCCUUUAAAUUGGGAAGCCAUCACGCGACCUACCUACUGCACCAACAAGAGGCUAGAAUAAUAAAGUCAAUAAGCUGCUACUGUGACUAUUCAUAUAAAGGAGGUCAAGAAGGGGGUGAUGGUGAGUCAAGAAGAGAUUUCAGAACGGUGUUGACCUUGGUGGGGUUGGGUGGGUUUGUAGCUGCCUAUGUGCUAGCAUCGAAAGUGGCAGCUGAAGGGAAGCCCUCGAAAGAGAAUGUCAAUUACCAAAAGUGGCACACGGAGGCGAGAACAGAUUUGCCGACCUACAAACAGGAGGUGAUUCAGAAACAUGACACCUUGGAGAAGAGAAUCUGGGUAACCUAUGGAAUUGGAGUGUACGACAUUACAGAUUUUGUCCCGAAGCAUCCGGGCAGUGACAAAAUCAUGCUUGGCGCUGGAAGUGCCAUAGAUCCCUUCUGGGCUAUUUAUCAGCAGCAUAAUAACAAAGAGAUUCUAACGCUUCUCGAGUCAUUUCGAAUUGGCAACCUGGAUAAGGCGGAUGCAGUGAGUACUGAGGAUAUGGGAUCGCCUUGGGCGAAUGAACCCAAACGACAUCCGUUGCUGAAGCCAGCUUCAGAGAGACCUUUCAAUGCUGAACCACCAAUUAGUCUAUUGGCGGAGAAUUUCCUCACACCCAAUGAGUUCUUCUAUGUGAGGAAUCACCUUCCGGUGCCGGUGAUUGAUGCUGAAUCCUAUGAACUCGACGUUGAAGUUGAGGAAUCGGGAAUAUCUAAGUCAUUCAGUCUGGAUGAAAUCAAGAAGCUUCCCAAGUGCACUGUGACUGCGGCUGUAAUGUGUGGGGGAAAUCGGCGUUCCGAGAUGACCGAGGUGAAGCCAGUCAAAGGUCUAUCGUGGAGUGCUGGAGCUGUAGGUAAUGCUAAAUGGUCGGGAGCCAAAUUGAGGGAUAUACUCUUAGCUAUUGGAGUUGAGUCAGACGAGAAGCGUCAUGUGAUUUUUGAAGGCUGUGAUCUGGAUCCCACUUCGCAUCCCUAUGGCGCCUCCAUCCCUCUUUCCAAAGCUAUGGACGAGCGUGGAGAUGUCAUCCUAGCCUACGAGAUGAACGGCGAGACUAUCAAUCGAGAUCAUGGUUUCCCGUUGCGAGUAAUUGUCCCAGGAACAGUUGGAGCGAGAAAUGUCAAAUGGCUCAGUCGAGUAGUAGUCUCAGAUAGUGAAUCAUCAUCACAUUGGCAGCAAAACGACUACAAAGGAUUCAGUCCCAGCACCGAUUGGGAUACAGUUGAUUUCACAAAAUCACCUGCCAUUCAAGCGAUGCCAGUGACUUCGGCCAUUUGCUGCCCAUCAGAGGGCGAUAAAGUACAAACGAAAGAUGGAUGCAUUGCUGUCAAAGGCUAUGCUUGGUCAGGUGGAGGACGACGGAUUGUUCGAGUUGAUUUGACCGCAGAUGGAGGCGAAAGUUGGCAUGUGGCUGAGUUGGAACAAGACGAUCUGCCCGAUGGUCGUCAUUAUGGUUGGACGCUUUGGUCAGCCAAUUUGCCAGUUCCGGCUGGACAAAAGAAAAUAGAGAUCUGGUCAAAGGCAGUUGAUUCGGCCUACAAUACACAGCCGGAAAGCUUCAAGUAUACUUGGAACUUGCGAGGGGUCCUGAGUAAUGCCUAUCAUAGAGUCAAAGUCGAAAUUGAAUAAAUGAAAUAAGAAAUGGAA
Messenger RNA from Eupeodes corollae, 2888 nucleotides. It is a transcript of the gene shop, whose product is annotated as sulfite oxidase, mitochondrial. Gene Ontology annotation, cellular component: mitochondrion. Gene Ontology annotation, molecular function: molybdenum ion binding; oxidoreductase activity. The coding region runs from base 1185 to 2870 and encodes 561 amino acids. The record is from RefSeq and is a predicted model, not a curated record. The transcript has a single exon. NCBI's taxonomy places the organism in Eukaryota, Metazoa, Arthropoda, Insecta, Diptera, Syrphidae.